Molecule: messenger RNA, 3546 nt
Organism: Aspergillus nidulans FGSC A4
Lineage: Eukaryota; Fungi; Ascomycota; Eurotiomycetes; Eurotiales; Aspergillaceae
Product: guanine nucleotide exchange factor
Exons: 1
Coding region: 1-3546 (1181 amino acids)
Biological process (GO): small GTPase-mediated signal transduction
Molecular function (GO): guanyl-nucleotide exchange factor activity
Source: RefSeq, a predicted model, not a curated record
AUGGAUCAAAUGAAGGCCCAUAUUGCGCCAUUGAAGAUUGAAAAGGGAAAUAACUUUCGGCCCAUUAUAAACCGAUUCUAUUCCAACGAAAGUCAGAUCACACCACCAACAACACCUCAUACGACUACUGACGACAGCGAGAUGGAUCGUUCAGAAAGCAACCGGACGGUCUUCCACAACUACCUUCGAGCAUUUUAUCCUUUCCACCCGACUGGAGACGUUUCUCCAUCAACAGUUACUCUACCUCUUGAUCAAGGCGACAUCAUUCUAGUACACUCUGUUCACACCAAUGGCUGGGCCGACGGGACGCUGCUGGACACAGGCGAUCGGGGCUGGUUACCCACCAACUACUGCGAAGCAUACGACCAGGCUCCGAUGCGUCCACUACUCAAGGCCUUGACGGAUUUCUGGGACAUCAUCCGAGGAGGAUGUGGAUCACCUCUGAUUGACUUUGGCAAUCAGGACCUCGUACGGGGUCUGAUUGCGGGUGUUCGGUUUCUCCUGGAGAAAUCAGACUGUCUCACACGCGACUCAUCCUUGGUGAAGAGCCACGAGGGCCUCCGACGGAAUCGCAAAGCAUUAUUGUCAGAUCUUUCGUCGCUUGUGCGGACCACGAAGAAAUUCCAGGAAAUUUCCAGCGGGGAGCCGAUGCAGGACGAGGUCGAGUACAUGGUCGACCAGAUGCUUCUGAAAGCUUUCCGAAUCGUAACUCGGGGAGUUCGAUUUCUCGAUGUAUGGAAUGAAGAGGUCGGUCUCAGCAGGGCGAUCGCCGAACUUGAGCAGCAGCAAGUUCAGGACAUACCUCCGACGCCGACAUCCGAGACCUUUGCUUCUGCGGAGGAUGCUGCAUCCGAAGUGGGGACGGAGCGGAACGACUCCAGAAUGCUCAACCGAAGCCGAUUGGAGAGUCGACUUUCCAGUCGACUGGAAAGUCGAUUGGAAAACCGGUUAGAGUCGAGACUGGAGAGUCGUCUGGAUAUGAGUCGGGCUUCGAAUCGGAUGGACGCGUUGGACUCGCAAUCUUCCCGUCCACUGUCGGUAUCUACCAAACGCAUUUCUGUCUCACACCGGGUGUCGUACAGUGGCCCGGCCGCCGCCACCGCCCGAAACCAAAAUCUCGCCUCGGAGCGUCUUACGGCCACGUACGAUGCGUUCCUGGGGGUCUUAGGCUCCUUUAUUGGUCUGCAUCUACAAUCUCGCUCUUCAACUGAACUAGUUAUCACGACCGAGCAGGCAGUGCGCUCUUGCCGUGCGCUGCUGACGGUGAUUGAAGCCGUCUGCGAACAUGAUGCGCAGGGCAGCACUCCGCUGGAACAGGCCAAAGAUACCAUGUAUGAACGGUUGUCGGAACUAGUGUUUGCUGCUCGCGAUGCCUUUCGACCCGCUAACUCGCCCGACGAUGAGCUGGUGUUCAUGCCGGACGAGGGCAAGCGCCUGGUUGAUGCGGCAACCGAUUGCGUGCGAGCGGCUGGUAACUGCAUGGCCAAAGCUCGCCUGGUGCUCGAGCAGAGCGGUGACUUCGAAUUAGUCGCCAACAUCACCGAAGAGGCUGAGGAUAUUACGCCUAGCGCGCUACCCGAGGAGAAAUCUACCCCACAAGCGCAGCGCACGGCAGACGUGGCAGAGCAACGUCCUCAGGAGAUGGCACGACUGCCCCCACCACCGCUACAGAUCCCCCAAUGCAACAAUGGCUCCUCAUUAUCCACUCCUGGGCUGACGGAUGACAUGACCCCUGCUUCUUUCCAAUCCCGCAACGAAGCUAUUACCCCUGCAACAACCGAGCAGCCAUCAUCGUUUCAAUCUUCUGCCCUGUCCCCCAGCUUUGACAAGCUAUCCUUCCCCUCCUCCCCCCAAGAUGCUUCGUUCGAUGACUCCCUCCGACGCGACAGUCAUGCGAAGUCUGAGGUCAGCGACUCGUUCAGUCGAGGCGUCACUAGCAACGCAAGCAGCUUCACUUACAACAACCUCCGGGACUCGGAAAUGAGCGGUGUGUCCCAGACCUCUACCAGGGCGACGUCGCCUGACAUUGGAAUGGCCCCGUCUCUCAAGAACAGUGUCAGUUACUCAACUCUAGCCGAGGAGAACGAGGAGACAGAGGCCAACGUUCUGGAGAAGACAUAUGCUCAUGAACUGAUCUUCAAGGAUGGAAACGUGAUGGGUGGUAGUCUUCGGGCCUUGGUUGAGAAAUUGACGGCCCACCAGUCGACGCCGGACGCGAUGUUCGUCUCGACAUUCUACCUGACCUUCCGUCUCUUCGCCUCUCCGAUGGAGUUCGCCGAGGCUCUGGUUGACCGCUUCAAUUACAUCGGUGAGACUCCCCGUGCAGCUUCUCCUGUUCGACUGCGGGUGUACAACGUCUUCAAGGGGUGGCUCGAGUCUCACUGGCGUCAUGACUGCGAUAACGUAGCCUUGGACUUCAUCAUCGAGUUUUCGAAUACUCUCCUCAUGCAGCACCUACCGAAUGCGGCGCAUCGUCUCCUGGAGUUGACCGACAAGGUCACCAAGCUCCAAGGGCCAGUAGUCCCUCGGCUUGUCUCCUCCAUGGGCAAGACCAACACCGCGGCGGCGCAGUAUAUUCACCCCGACACCCCUCUCCCACCGCCGUUGCUAAAGAAGAAGGAGCUCGAUCUGCUCAGUAAGUGGAAGAAUGGCGAAGCCACGAUCAGCAUUCUAGACUUCGACCCAUUGGAACUUGCGCGGCAGUUCACGAUCAAGGAAUCGCGGAUCUUCUGCGCCAUUCUACCCGAAGAACUGCUCGCAAGCGAGUGGAUGAAGAAGACCGGAUCGCUUGCGGUCAAUGUCCGCGGUAUGUCUACCUUGUCUACCGAUCUGGCGAAUCUUGUUGCAGAUUCAAUUCUACAACUCGAGGAGCCAAAGAAACGCGCUGCCAUUAUCAAGCACUGGGUGAAAAUUGCAAACAAGUGCCUGGAACUCAACAACUACGACUCGCUCAUGGCAAUUAUUUGCUCACUCAACUCGUCUAUGAUCUCGCGGCUUCGGCGUACGUGGGAAGUUGUUUCUCAGAAGACAAAGGCGACGCUGGAAUACCUGCGGAAGAUUGUUGAUGUCGGCCGAAAUUAUGCCGUACUUCGACAGCGUCUGCAGAACCACGUGCCUCCCUGUCUGCCAUUUGUCGGAACCUACUUGACCGACCUGACAUUUGUGGACCAAGGCAACCAGGCGCUUCGCAGUCUCCCGACUGACGACGGUGAGAUGGCUGUAAUCAACUUUGACAAGCACGUCAAAACUGCGAAAAUCAUCAGCGAGCUGCAGCGCUUCCAGAUCCCGUACCGCCUGACCGAAGUACCGGAGCUGCAGGCUUGGAUGCAGAACGAACUGGUGCGCGUGCGAUCCAAUGGUGAAAUGAGUAUGCAGACCUUCUACCGCCGCUCGCUUGUCCUAGAGCCGCGCGAAGUUCAGCCGCCGCGCACCACGCUGCAGUCGGAGUCUAGCUCCUCCUCUCUCCUGGAAAACGCUAAAGACAAAUUUGAUUUCUUGUCGUGGGCCACGACCUCGAAGACCAAGUCGGUGACAAGCAAUGCUUAG